Messenger RNA from Uncinocarpus reesii 1704, 1095 nucleotides. RefSeq lists its product as uncharacterized. The record is from RefSeq and is a predicted model, not a curated record. Gene Ontology annotation, biological process: regulation of transcription by RNA polymerase II. NCBI's taxonomy places the organism in Eukaryota, Fungi, Ascomycota, Eurotiomycetes, Onygenales, Onygenaceae. Gene Ontology annotation, cellular component: core mediator complex; mediator complex. The transcript is spliced from 2 exons. Bases 1 to 1095 code for a protein of 364 amino acids. Gene Ontology annotation, molecular function: transcription coregulator activity.
AUGUCUGCACAGCCAGGGCAGCAGUCCGCUAUAACAGCAGUGAACGCCUUCCCGACACCGGCUAGCAGUGUGGGUGGUAUUGCGAAGGAUUCUCAGGAGCCAUCGGAGAAGGGAAUUCGCCUUUCAACCGAGAUAGAAGGCGCGCCGGGUUUCACGGAUGCUGACUCUGGCGUCUCACACACCCAACAUGAUCAACAGCGGCAGCAAGAGGAAACCGCAGGUUCGAAUGCCGAAGACGAAGCAAUGGAUAUAGAUCGCAAUGAGGGCAUCUCGGAACAUCCCAAGAUUGCAGCCCUCCAAAAUGAUCUUGGGCAGGCAUUUCACACUUGUAAAACCUCCUACUCAAUAUCUGGACCAAACCCUCACUUUGACCUCGUUUCUCUUUACGGAUUAGGUCCCGUGGCGGCCUCCGUUGCUCGGACGGAUCCUGUUACUGGCGAAAAGAUUAACAGAUUGAGGAAAUCAUACGAAGGGAAAAUCAAGGGCUUGGGACUUUCUGGAAGAAACAAGCCGGUUAAACAUGAUCCUGGAGCGCCUGGAGGGCUGCGGCAAUUGACAAUGUGGCCGGAAGAAGAAUGGCAGAACCAGAAGGUCAUCGGAAAGGACAUUAAAGUUGCGGAGCCGGAUUCAACUCUGCACAAGCUAUACAUGAGGGCGAUGAAAAUGGAGCCGGGGCCGGUGCCAAACAACGACUACUGGGAAGAUGUACUAGGGCAUGAAAAACCCGCUAAACAGUCUGCUACGGUGCCGCAAACCAAAAAGGCUGGUGAUGCAUCUGCCGCUGGCAUUAUUCGGCAGCCCGGUCAAGCAAAUGGUACACCGAUGUCCACCUCAAUCUCACCUGUCGAAUCGGGUAGACCGAAACGUACGGGCAAGAAGAGAAGCUAUAAUGAUAGCAGCUUUGUUGGCUAUGGAGAGGGCUUCCCUGAUGAUGACAUGGAGCUGGAUGGCAGUUUCUAUUCAAAUAGUGAAGAAAGCGGCAGGGGUUCAGCCAAGAAGAAGCGAAAAAAGGUGACGACCCUCGCCUUUUCACCCUGGGUUCUCUUGGCCCGCUUACAUCUUUUUGACUUGAAACUAAUGCAGAUGCUCUCAUAG